AUGUGCAGUUUUUGUGCGAUUUCGAUUGUCUACAUUAUCUGUGCCGGGUUGGUGCAGCUCCAGAUAUAUUCUUCCAUUCAAUCCAACAUCUCAAGUGAUCUCUGGUUUGUGCGACUUGCAUCCAUUCUGCUUUGCUAUGCUCUCACUUAUACGCCGAUAUGGAUCCUUAGGCGUCUUGCACAGCCUCUCCUACGGCAAUGGGAGACUGAGACAGGCAAUUUGGCAUCGGUAUGUCAACGCUGCCUUACGAUCUGCUUCUUCCAACACUUGCCUUACGAUCGCCUCCUCGAUCCUCCCCCGAUAACUCCACCUCCGUCACCCUGGCGCACCCCUUUCGUUCGCGCUUCCGACGCGCUCGCGGUCUUCGCCAAGCAGCAUCGCUGGUUGGGGCUCGUGGGGUGUACUCUUGGUCUCAACUUCGCCUACGUUCUCUGGGGCGUUUUACAGGAGAAGAUAAUGACCAGCAGUUACGGAGGGAGACGCUUUCGGGAGCCACAGUUCCUUGUCUUCUGUAACCGCGUAGGCGCCCUCAUCAUGGCAUCUGUCUGCAUCCACCUCAUAGGACCUCGACGGUUGGAGGCAGCGGUGGCGGCUGCAGACGGACAGGGUGGGGCACCACUCUCCUGCUACGCCAAUCCUGCACUCAGCAACAUUCUCUCCAGUUGGUGCCAGUAUGAGGCCCUCCUCUUCAUCACUUUUCCUGUCCAAGUCCUUUCAAAGUCUUGUAAGACGAUUCCUGUAAUGCUGAUGAGUAAGAUUCUCUACGGUCGUUCCUACAAGGCCCAGGAAUACAUCACAACCGCACUUGUCAGCAUCGGUGUAAGCGUAUUUAUCCUAUCAUCGCCACCGGAGCAUAGUGGGAGGGCUGCAGUAAAUUCGGUUAGUGGGCUUGUCCUCAUCUGUGGCUACAUCGUUCUGGACUCCUACACAUCCACAUUCCAAGACAAUCUCUUUCGUAUUUACAAAAUUUCACCUCUCCAGAUGAUGCGGGGCGUAUGCACUUGGGCGGUGCUAUUCACCGUCACGCCACUGUUGGCGGACGGGACGCUGACCUCCUCGCUGCGGUUUGCGUGGGACCAGCCCCAGUUCGCUCUCGACGUAGUGGGCUCCGCAGUGUGCUCCGGCUUCGGGCAGAUAAUGAUUUUCAUUACCAUAGCCGAGUUUGGAGCCGUCACCUUCUCUAUUAUCAUGACAAUCCGACAGUGUCUGUCCAUCCUCGUUUCUUGCCUCCUCUUCACCCAUCCCAUAAAUGCGGUCGGCGCCCUGGGCCUGCUAAUCACCUUUGGUGCAGUCUUCUUUCGCAUUGUCUGUAAAGGGCUGACCCCCACACGGCAGGCUUAG
Molecule: messenger RNA, 1341 nt
Organism: Echinococcus granulosus
Lineage: Eukaryota; Metazoa; Platyhelminthes; Cestoda; Cyclophyllidea; Taeniidae
Product: Adenosine 3'-phospho 5'-phosphosulfate transporter
Exons: 7
Coding region: 1-1341 (446 amino acids)
Biological process (GO): transmembrane transport
Cellular component (GO): Golgi membrane; endoplasmic reticulum membrane
Molecular function (GO): 3'-phosphoadenosine 5'-phosphosulfate transmembrane transporter activity
Source: RefSeq, a predicted model, not a curated record